AUGCGAAGCUCCUCUGAUUUUGGGGAACAACCAACCCUAGAAGCUGUCUUGACGAGCUUCUUCCUUUUCGGAUGUCUGUUUGGAACCAACCAGCAUAAUGCGGCACGGUUACGUCUACGCGAGGCGAUUGACCUGGCCCUCAUGUUAGGACUGAAUGAUCCCAAUUCAUACAAUCGUCUGUCAAGCGAAGAAAAGGGACAGUGGUUGCGGACUUAUCUCGUCCUGUCUGUCACUGAGAGGGCUUACGCGCUCCAACGUCGCCAUUCAAUUAUGCUGACGGGGAAACCUGGGUUUGUCAUGCGGCCGACGGACGGAUUUAUUCACAGCGCGACCCAUAGCCUCGUGUCAGGCAUUAUAGUCCACAACGAGAAAGACGCCGCCGGGAUGAUGGGAUUGGCACUCCUCAUGGAAAUCUUUGAUGCUGUCGACGAAGAGAUUGUCGACUGCUGGAAUGGACGAUGCAAGGUUGGCACGUCCCAGUGCAGAGGAUUCGACGAAGCGAAGGCCUUGGAUAUACACAGAAGUCUUGCUCAUGUCAGUGACCCGAGUCGAUACAAGAGCAACGACUGGUUUGACCCAGAUCAUUCCCGUUUCGAUUCGCAUUCGGCACAAGCAACAAGAAACCUUGGCACCUUUCUGGCUGAAACGCAAUGUGCAGAUGUUCUAAUCACCCAGAAGUGGGUACAGAAUCGUCUGUGGCAUCUAUGCUUGAGCCAUGGCCUCUUGAAAGCGGACUCGGAAACCAAGGAGCUUUCCUUUGACUAUGCAUUUUCCAUUGCUGAAGCCACCCUAGACGUGUGCAGAUCUGUACGAAUCAGCGCCAUGGAAGCUCACGGAAUAGGAAUUAUCGAAAAGUUGUACGACAUUGCCAUUAGCGCCAUUACAACUCCACCCAGCGAAAUGGAAGGCAGUUCGGCAACGGAAAAUUCGUCAAGACAGAUUCUAGCACAACAGUACUUGAGCUUGUUACAAGUUCUACGAGGAGGGAACCAUCAUUACCUCGAAGAAUAUAAAAAACAAUUGGCGUUCUUGGCUGAAAAUAUCUGA
Scedosporium apiospermum is the source of this 1047-nucleotide messenger RNA. RefSeq lists its product as uncharacterized. The record is from RefSeq and is a predicted model, not a curated record. The coding region runs from base 1 to 1047 and encodes 348 amino acids. Lineage: Eukaryota; Fungi; Ascomycota; Sordariomycetes; Microascales; Microascaceae. The transcript has 4 exons.